Adineta ricciae is the source of this 639-nucleotide messenger RNA. The record is from the annotation of a GenBank genome assembly. Lineage: Eukaryota; Metazoa; Rotifera; Eurotatoria; Adinetida; Adinetidae.
AUGACAGAAUCGAUUGCCCCACCUGAUACAGGCGUUUUUACAGAUCAAGAACGACCGAAACGAAUUUUUAAGAUUAUUGUUAUCGGUGAUUCGCAUGAAAGACAUUUUCCGGAAAAAAGUGAAGCGACUAUUGGUGUAGAUUUUCGUGAAAAAACACUCGACAUUGAUGGUGAAAUAUUCAAACUUCAAAUUUGGGAUACAGCUGGACAAGAACGUUUUCGUCGUUCGAUGAUCAAUCAUUACUAUAGAAACGUUCACGCAAUUGUUUAUGUCUAUGAUGUAACCAAUCUAGCUUCGUUCGAAAAUCUUCCUGGAUGGAUCAAUGAAUGUGAUAAACAUGUUCUCGAUCAAGAUCUACCACGUGUUCUUGUUGGCAAUAAAUGUGACGUGUCCAAUGAUCAAAUUGUUGUUCCAAAUUCUGUAGCACAACGAUUUGCUGACGCACACAAUAUCCCAUUAUUUGAGACGUCAGCGAAAGCCGAUGAACAUCAAGAUCAUGUCAAUUCAAUAUUCAUGUUACUUGCACAUAAACUCAAACAUUCAAAACCACUGAUGUCUCAACCGAAACUCUACGCACACCGUGAUAUUUCAGUAUCAUCACCGACAACAGCAAAUGAACCUGGCUAUUGCUCAUGCUAA